AUGGAUUUGUGUAUGAUAUGUGGGUGUGAGGUGUCCAUAAGACAUGAGACGCCGUGUGGACAUAAUUUUUGCUACUUGUGUAUUAAGAGGCAUUUGGGUACGCAAGAUGCUUGUCCUGUGUGUGGAAGGGGGCCCUUGAGGAUGGAAGGCCUAGCAGGUUCUGGAAUGCCGACUGAAGGGAGGAGCGACCGGAUAAGGAAGGAAGAGGACCCUAAGAUUCUAAAGGGACUGUGCAGGCUGAAGAGGUACAUAAAGGAGGAUAGGGAAAAUGAAUAG
Messenger RNA from Encephalitozoon hellem ATCC 50504, 276 nucleotides. Its product is annotated as RING-finger-containing E3 ubiquitin ligase. Lineage: Eukaryota; Fungi; Microsporidia; Unikaryonidae. Bases 1 to 276 code for a protein of 91 amino acids. The transcript has a single exon. The record is from RefSeq and is a predicted model, not a curated record.